AUGGGAAAUUGGAAGAGAAGAUUAUAGAAAUAAAAAACAAAUCAAAAUUUAGGAAUGGAUUAGAAGAGUUAAUCUCCCUUAAGAUCAGGAAUUCUUCGAAGAGAUAAGUAACAAAUUCUACUUUAAAAAAACAGUGAUUUAAUAUUGGCUUCAACUCAUAGUAAAGAGACAAUAUAACGGAAUAUAAUGGCGGAAAACUUAAGGAGAUAUAAAAUUUGCAAUUCCAUAAAUCAACGAUAAUUUAUCCUAAUUAAUAAAGUAUCUGAUAAUUUUGUUUCUGGAUCAUAUUAAAAGGUAAUAAUAGAAUAUUUUUAUUUAAGAUUAUUAGAAAAUGGCUCAGUUAUAAUUGA
Paramecium octaurelia is the source of this 350-nucleotide messenger RNA. The record is from the annotation of a GenBank genome assembly. Lineage: Eukaryota; Ciliophora; Oligohymenophorea; Peniculida; Parameciidae.